UUGUUUGGUUGAACAUGUGCAUCGCGUGUUUAUAAUUCAAGUUAUUUAUUUUAGACAUGUUUCAUACACUGUAAAAACAUAAAACUCAUUAUGUCCGGAUACUUGGAAAUAAAGUAUCCGUUCAAAUCUAACUUAGGCUUAAAUCCUUUCAAGUCGUGGAAAAGACAAUGGUGUAUUUUGAGACCGAGUCCGACCUGUUCGGGGGCUUCCCUGGCGGUGUACUGCAGCGAGGCAGGUGCUUCAGCGGGCUCGGUGGAGUUACCUUUGGGUUGCGUAGUAAAGAGAGCCAAAUCUCGCACGCGGCCACAUGCCUUUGCUGUAUUCUCUGUUGACGAGCCGCGAAAGCCUCGCAUUUUGCUGGCGGCACAAUCUCUUCAUGAUACACAAGUUUGGAUGGAAAAGAUCCGAGCUUUGUUGAAUGGCAGUAAAAUAUUGGACAACGAGCCAUUGCUAAAAGACUCAUACUCGGUGAGCGUGGUCGCCACUGAGUUGUCCCGUAAGUGCGGCCUGAGCGCCGACACGGUGGUGACCCUGACGUCGGCGGGGGUGGUAGUGGCGCGUGCGCAACUCGCCACCUUCCUAGAGUGGAAACAUAUCAGGGAUGUGCGCCUCACCGAUGAUGAUAAGAACAGAACUUGUGUUCUCACUGUCGAUAGUGCGUUUAGUAGCGGUGGUGGUGAGUUGAGGCUGCGGUCCCCGCUGGCCGGGGCCCUAGCGCGCGCAGUGCGGGCCGCGCUGCCCGCCACGGACGAGCCCCGCGAGCCCCGCGCUACUCGCUCCCCGCACAAACUUAGCAAGAGUGACGGAGAUCUACGCUCACAUACCUACUCUGACACACAUAUGGGCGACGUCCGCCGCAGUAGUUGGUACAGCGGCCCUUCUGAAGUAUCCCUGGAUGACAUAGACCUUGUAAUGUCCAAGGAGUCGAAGCACAUCCCCGUAGGUCAGUUGUCUCGCUACAGCGGCGAAGGACAGCUGUCCUCCGCGACUGCGCUCGCGCAGCCCUUCAACAUUCAAUCCAUCGCCUCCUUCGAUGAUAGUAUGUCGGACCGUCGCUCGCUACUGUCGGUGGCGUCUGGUAUCUACGAGGAGAUCCCCGACCUGCCGGAGGGAAACAACACCAACGCGCUCUGUACCAUCACCUGCGACGUACCUGACGGCGUCUUUAGGGCUCUAUGCGCCCCCCUGACGGAGGAGCCGACGUACGAGUGUGUGGGGGACUGCGUGUACGCCACCAUGCGCAGGCGCAGGCCGCCGCCACUACCGCCGCGACACCCCUUCAGUACUCUGAAGCCGGGCGUGGGCUGGGCGCGCGUGGGCGGGGGCGCGCGGGGCGCGGGCGGGGGCGCGGCGCACAGCGUGACGCGCCACUCGUCGCUGGGCUCCCUGCCGCGCGCCGCCGGCCCGCCCGGCCCCGCCUCGCAUACCAACACGCUGCCCAAGCGACAACCCUUCAGUGUCUUCCGGAAACGCCUCAAAAGCGACUCCCGCAUCACUGGCUCGCAAAAAUCUGAAACGUCCAAAGAGAACAAAGACGUCGAAACUAAAAAGAAGAAGUUCGACUUUACGCCGACGCGGGACAUAUUCAAGAGCUUCAAGGUGAGUCGCAAGAUGAAGAACUUGAAGAUCACGUCCGGCAACCUCGCCAAGGGGGAAACCAAGAGCUGCGAUUUCCUCGACGAUACCGACCACGUACAGCCCAACCGAUGCUCUAAGUCCGUCGAGUGCCUCGAGAAUGACUUCGAGUAUGAGGCCGACCUCUCCAUAGAACUGACAGAAGACAGUAUGGCCGCCCUCACCCUCCCGCAGCAGAUCGUGGACCUCCUCCUGGGCCACGAGCAGAUGAGUAAGGUCCGGCUAAAAGACCAGGUGGAGAACGACUACAUGCCGAUGUCGCCGAUCAUCCCGCCCGCGCCGAUGGAGCACCACUACAUAGUCAUGUCGCCACGGACCAAUAUCGCCUGAACUAGUCCCACGCUAACUAUAAGUUACUCUAAGCUGUAAGUAUUGACACGUUGACAGUUCUCAUGUGUUUAUGUUUAGUAACCCUGUAUGGAAAAUGGUUUGACCAAUGACCAUUCUCGAAGAGAUUGUUUUCGUAUUUGUCUGCUUGUUGAGGUUUUUGCACAAUUUUUUAAGUAUUUUACUAACUUGCUGGGGUAGACGAAAUUGUGUUGAAUUAUAAAAGUCCAGGUUAGACUGUCGUGUGGACCUUACAUCGCUGGAGCAAUGUCGGUAGCCUACUUAACUAUAUUUAUUGACAGAUUCCAGAAAUAUAUCGACAUUGUUCGUGCGUUGUCAUUCUCCGCAACAUAAUGUAUCAAGUUGUUGAUAUUACUCGGACGCUCACUGCUCUCGUGGCUUACAUAUCAACGUUACCCGCGACAGAUGAGGUAGCAAGUAAUUAUCUAUUAUAGUGAUGGUCGAUAGUUUUAUCGAUAAAAUUACAAAAUAUCGAAUUGAUUCGGAAGGCGUAUCGAAUCGUUGAAAAGACUUACAGGUGUCUUGUCGAGACACCUGUGUUCGUAUAGACUGCUCUGUUGAUCUGAAUAGGGAACUCUGAAAAGACAAAUUGUUACCCUGGUGUUUACAAUAUUUACAUCACACGUGACGUAAUAUCGCGAGAAAAUAAAGAAAUAUAUUUUUAAAUAACCAAUUUUAGCUGAUGGUAUAAUGUUAAGGCUCUCUAAAUAAAAUCAUGAUAAACUACUUUAUAAUACGUUUUGAGGGAUAUAUUUUACAGUAUACAUACAUUAAAAAAUAUUUUAUUGAAAAUAUUUAUAUGCUUGUGGCUCAUUUUAGUUUUCAAGAAACGAUGGUUUAUAUUUCUAUACAUUUCUAUAUCCACUAAAAACGAUCGUACUUUUUGAAAAUCUCGCAAGAUAACUUAAAAUCGCAACCUACCGCUUAUCCAGUCCAAUUUGUUGACAUAAAGAUGAUAAUGCCAAUCAAAAAUAUUUUUAUACUACCUACCAAUUAAUGGCUGCAGCUGCUAAUCGUCUUAUCGCUAACGCAAUACGAAUUAAAAUCGCUUUACUGAACUGUAAAUUGAAGUUGGCAAGUCUUGUAAAAUUUUCAAAUUGAGAACGCUCAAACAAACCAGAAGAAGUAUUUAAUACAGUUUAAAAAAAUAUCAGCUAAAAAUAUUUAUUACCUCGUGAAAUCUUCCGAAGUAACAUGGUCUAAUGUAAUACAUAUGUAACUAUUUUUGUAUACCAUCAUACCUUUGUUGAAAUACCGUAUUUACGUAUAAACAUACAAUAUAUGACAUUAACAUAUUGACCCGUGCUGGUUUUGUUAUAAAUAACUUUAUAAUAGCCAUUAGAUUCAGCUAUUUCAAUUGUCAAAGCUUGUUUAAUAGAUUAUCAGUGUUACUGCAAUAUCAUAAGGUUGAGAAUCCGAUUAAAGUGUUGUACACUACCUUUUAAAAGUCGAACAUGCCAAAAGCAUAGUUGACGAUGUAUAAUCGACAAUGUUGAUUAGGAAACUCGGUCACUAUUCAGCAAAACUAUCAACCUAUGUAUUCCAUUUUAGAUUUUAUAACAAUGCAAUAAUGUUGAAAGUCAAAUAAAGUUUGGCAAAUUGGUAUAAAGGUUAUAAAGUUUUUCAUAACAAAAUUCACUAUAGCCAAUCUUAAUAGCAUGUCUGUCUGUUGAUUUGCUUAUUAGAAAAGUAAUUUUGACAUAAGUGAAACUUACACAACCUACAGAUUGUGUCAAAAUUCUAGAUUUUUAACGAACAAAAUAAUAAAUGAAUUCUAAAUUGUAGAUUUUUGGCUUAUUCACGUUUAACACAGUGGCUGGGCAAAUAACCACGACAUAAGACAAAAUCCUAGAUUGAAACAAGUUUUUAAAAGAAAAAGGUCGAAAAUGGAUCUUAAUAUUUUUUUUUUUUAUUGAAAUCUGUUCAUUUUUGUUGGCCGUGAAUCUACCUACAGAUUAGUUAUUGAGAUUGGCAGGUACUACCACACAUAAACCUCUGUAACUAUUCCACUUAUAAUUGCACAAUUUCUUACUUUUUCUACACAAAUACUAUUGUUCUUUGUAAACAGCUAAGCGACUGCCAAACAAAACCAUCUUUCUCUCUCUAACAUUCGCAUAAAAUAGAGACAGCGACAGUUUAGGUUCCCUAAUAUCGCUCUAUGAUUUCACGGCUUAGUGAAAAAAACAAAAUUGAGGUAUAGAAGGUUGUCUAAUAUACUACGUAUUUAUUAUAAUGCUGUCUUUUACUAACAGUAAAAAAAGAAAUGGAUAGCAACAGCUCGCAACUACUUAGAACAAUUUAUUCUAUAAAUGUUGAAAUGAAAUAUUUAAUUACCUAUUUCUGUAAAUUCGUGCUACCCCUUACUAUCGGUAAAGGACAGCAAUAGUGUAAAAAGUAAAGACAUUGUAAUUAUUUACUAAUAACGAAAGAAAUUAUUGUAUGUAGUAUGAUGUAGGUUACGUUUGUUUGUAUAUGUUGGGUCGAGUACUGCCAAAUAUGUAGGUAUAAGAAUGAAAAUAAUUUAUGAACCAGUCUCGGUAACCUAUCUAUGAGUGGAUCUGUACCCCAUCACUCAUUCCUAAUCCCCAAAUACCCCAUCCAUCAAGUCUAGGCCGGCAACGCAGUCGUACCUUUGUUGUUGCGGGUGUCCACGGGCAACGUCAAUUGCUUAUCAUCAUGUGAUCUUACUAGUAGUACUAGUCUAACGAAUAUGGCUACUAGUACUGAAUUAACUAAAAAUAACGGUUUACUCAUCUAAAUAUACUGAGUACAGCUUUACUAGUUUCGAGUCACAGACGGACUCUUCCUCGUCGCACAACAUACGUACACAUGUAAACCAUUAUUUUUAGUUAAUUCAUUAUGUCUCACAAUAUUUAUUUUAAAGUACCUACUAUAAAACAUACAUUAAAAUUCUCAUCCCUAAUAGGUUUAUUAAUAGGUAUGUUAAUGAGACUGGUCAUAAAAGGUCUUUUAUUUCUGAAAGGAGUAGGAAAUGUGUCAUUAGGCCAACUGUAGUUUAAUGUGUCUUGAAAUAUAGAACUAUAUUUGAAGAGUCAAACUUCUGAAUAAGACUUACUUGAUAAAAGAAAUUAUUGCAAGUAUGAACUUUUUGAAAAUGGUCCCCUAAUGUUAGAAAUUAAUUCCAGUUUAUUUCUUAGAGAUCAAUUUGAACGUGGGAAUAGUCGGUGGUUGUGAAUAAAAUAACGAAAUCAAGGCAGCUAUUUUAAAAUGUUCGUAUUUUAUCUAUAACUAACUCGCUAUUUCUAAUUUGUAAUUUGUACUUUAUACAGAGUUGGUUCAAAAUGAAAUGAUAGUUUCAAAAUUAACGGAAUGACUAAAACACGCUUCUAUGCGCUUCAACUUGAUAGAAGGGAUUAAAAAAGAGUAUUUUACGAUUUGUACAUGUUCAUAAAAAGUUACAAAUCAGUCCACGUACAGUCGUAACAAUUUACGUGUUGGUAGAUUUGGCGACUAAAUAUAGACAUAUGACGUAAAUUUGAAAUAAAGAAUAUCAAAUCAAUCUCUGGUAGUCUAAUCUACCAAUAGCUAAUUAAAACAGGCCGUGAGACAUCAGUCAAUUUCGACUUCCAAAAUAUACAGCACUUUAAUUACGACCUUAAUAAAAGCGUGUUAAAAUGUAAUUUGGAGUAAAAGUAUAAAGUAAAAACGUUCGUUCAUCAAAGAAAGACUGAGGAGGGACAAGACUAGUGUAUUUUGAAGAUUUAUUAGUGGGUAUAGGGCUCCAGUAUUACAAUCGUGGAGGGUGAAGGGAGGGCAUUCUAUGGACCGAGUUCUACGACACUGUGUGACUGAAUAGCACUGAUUAUGAAAGACUUUGAUAACUUUAAGACAAAUAUUUAUUAUUUUUUAUUUUAUGAAGGAUAAGUAGGUUUGUGUCAUCUCUACCUACCCUUUCUGGGUAUAGGGCGUGAUGGUGUAUCGUUUUACUAAUUAAUAAACAAUAAUCGAGUAUGUUUACUUACACUGCAAAUUACUUUAUUUUGAAACAGCAUGUUUCGUAAAUAUUGAAUCGGAUAUAGUUUAAAAAAAUCUGCAUAAUUCAAUAUAAAUUAUUCCAUGUAGGUAAUGAAAUGUUGCAAUAAAAUUGAAAUUCUUUGUUUUUAUUUUAGUAUCAGCAUUAUUGCUUUUCGAUGAAAUGAAACAAUAACACUAUUAAUUGAAAUUGAGCUAAAACAGCAUUUUACUUGAGUAAUUUUUGUUUGUAAGUACAUAUUGUUACUUGACAUGUAUUAACAUCGACUUUAAACGUGAUCCUUAGACGUGGAUGCUUUAGACAAUGAGAUGAUAAUUUUCAAUGACAUAUACACCAGCGUCACUUUUUAUUCUAGGCCUAGUAAUUAAAAGACUUUAGUGAGCAUAAUAAAUUAAUUUUAAUCUCGUCAGUCACUGCCAAUUUCCGUCCAGUGCGUUGGAGAAUAACAUCAGUAUUUGAUUCAAAUAAGUUAUUUUUUACUCUUAAGUUUGGCUCGUAGACCUCAGUCACUUGUGUCGUGGAACUAAAGUCUAGCUUCUAUAUGUAUACGGCUUAAUUUGCUAUAUGUUGUGAUAUUUAAUGCUAAAUACUUGUUGAAACUUCUAUAAGCUUGAAGGCUUUUGUUGGUUAUACCUAUUUGUAUGUAACGCGUUGCCAAAUGUUUGAUGUGCGGCGCCAAUGUUUGUGUGUUUAGUCAAAAGCAGUAUUCAGCUGAUCUUAUUAAUAUUUAGCUUUACUGUGUAGCUUACUUCGUUGGUGUCAUCCACAGUUCCAUAGGGAUAAAACAUAGGGUUGUAAGGUAUUAAGAUGUUGUUACGACAUUCUGGGAAACUCAAAGACAUAAUUUAUUACCAUAUUUCUCAAAGAUUUGUGUACUUCUCAAAAAUGUCGUAACAAAUGACUAUCACGUUGUAGUGUAGGCUCAGAUCUCUGUAGUUUCGAAGGAGACGCUAUAAUUUGCAAUUAUACCUUUCUAAUGAUUUAUAACAGGAGCCAGUUCAAUCCUAGUUUUUGGUAAUAUUUACAUGACAAAGAAUCUACGAUGGUUUUGUUGCAAUGAUGUAUGAUAGAUACCUACUAUAUGUCGUAGAGUAAAACGAUUUUAUCGAGUGAUAUUAUACUUAUUGUGACUGUGAAGCUACGAUUGAACAUUUUCCUAGUCUCGAGCGUCUCCUGAGAAUUGGCCAACAGGGUGGAUAGAAAUGUUUAGUUAGAAAAAUUUACUCAGAAUUGUGGAUGACUCGCCAUAGUCUAAUUUAGGUUAGUAGGUCGCGUUCAUAUCAACCACGUUCUGACCAAUUUUGUAUCUAGCUGUAGAGUACUUAAACUUAUUACUUACACUUAGUGAAAAUGAAUGAACACUACGUUCAGGCACACAGCACUACCAACCUUAUUUGUAUGAAUAUAAAAUUGAACAUUCACUUUCUCCAUCUGGAGUUUAUGACUAACUACUCAAUUGCUCUGCUGAGCAAAUUGACCAUAAAAACAUUAUUAAAUGAACGAUUAUAGAGGAAAGUAACUACUUUGAAUGAAAGAAGUAAAAAAUAAUUAUUUGAUUUUUACAUCGAUUUUAUCUGAUUACUCACACUAGAUCUUUUGUAGAUGAUCUAGGUAACAUUUAUAUUUUAUAUUGAUGAUGAUGAUUGUAUAAGUUUGUGGUGCGCUCGUCAUUACAAUCUCAUGAUUGUUUAUUGUAAAUAAUUAAGAGGCCUAUACGCGUUUGUUUAUUUUUUGUAAGUGAUAAAUAUAAUAAUGUUUUGUUGUUCUGUUUCGCCUUAUAUAAAUAUCAUGAGAAUAUAUUUUAUUCUUCCGCUUUGCUUUUGAUCACAAUUUGUUACCAUAUUUUUUCUUGAUUUUUUGUAUGUUUUCAUUUUAUUUUCGGUUGAUUGUUAGAGCUCUAUUGUGAAAGAAUUUUGUACUAUCAGCAUUUUUCGAGUAAAAUGUGGAGUUAGGAAUUCAAGAAAGCAAAACAGACCAAUAUUAAAUAAAGUUCAUUUGGUUUGUUCUAAUGACUUCACAGAAAACAAUGUAAUUUGUCUACAUUUAGAACAUAUGUUUGCGCUUGAGUUCCUAUCUACCACAUUUUUUAACAAACUGUACAUAUGUUUCGGUACUGGAUGGCAAGUAGGAAUGUAUUAAUCAAAACUAGUUUAUAUAUUAUAUAUAUGUAUUGUAGUAUGUUGUGUUUCUUCGAAAUGAUUAUGGCAGCUAUUGGCUUGACCAUCUGGUAGGAAAUCUUUCUUUAAACAAAAAUAUGGAGAGCUCUAAAUAUAAAAAAUAUAAAAUCAUUGUUGAUUACAGAAAGACAGUAUUUUUUUAUUUGUAUAUUAGACAGCUAGUUCGGAAUUCGGUAAUGGACCAAAUUGUUUUUUUUUUGCGUUUAUUUAUUGUACUGCGAAGUGUCGAUAAGUAACAUUGCAUCGUGUUAUGCAAAUAAAGUUUGUAUGUCAA
Molecule: messenger RNA, 8428 nt
Organism: Spodoptera litura
Lineage: Eukaryota; Metazoa; Arthropoda; Insecta; Lepidoptera; Noctuidae
Source: RefSeq, a predicted model, not a curated record